AUGACAAAAAAAAAUUUUUUAAUAUGUCUAUUUUAUAGCAUACUUUAUUUUUUAAAUACAAAAACAAUAUUUACACCUAUUAAUCUAAUGUUAAAAGAAAAUGUUAAGACAGAAAGUGAUAAUAAUGGUAAAAUAAUUGUAAAAAGAGAUAUAUUGUUAGACGAAUACGCACCAUGGGAUGUAAGUGAAAUACAAUAUUUUAUUGAGUCUCCAGUUAAUGAAGAUAAUGUUAAAAAAGCAAUUGAGCAUAUUGAAAAUAAUACUUGUAUAAAAUUUAAACAAAUGAAUACUUAUUUUGAUGAUAAACAAGGUUUAAUCUUUAAAGAAGGUAUUGUUUGUUCCUCGAAUGUUGGACUUAUUAAUCAAACCAAAUCGCAACCUAUUACUUUAUCAAAAUAUUGUUAUGAAAAAGUUGAAUUAAUUUUACAUGAAAUUGGACAUGCAUUAGGAUUAAUACAUGAACAAUCCCGAAGUGAUAGAGAUGAAUAUAUUACGAUUGAUUAUGAAAAUGUUGAAGAAAAAGAAAAAUACAAUUUUAAAAAAAUUAAUUUUUCUAGCUAUAGAAAUUAUUCGACUCAAUAUGACGUUAAAGCUCUGAUGCAUUAUAAACCAACUGAUUUUGCUAAAAAUACAAAAAAACCAGUAAUUGCUUCAAAAUUACAAAACGCAAAUCAAAAGAACAUGGGUUUUAGUACAAAAAUGACAUUUAAUGAAAUUAAACAAUUAAAUUUAUGUCAUUGUAAUAAAUGCAAUUGGGUUAACAAAAAAGGUAGAAGAACAAAAAAUAACAAUGCGACAAAGUGUGUAAAUGGUGGUUAUCCAGAUCAUAAUGACUGUUCAAAAUGCAUUUGUCCAACAGGAUAUACAGGAACAUUUUGCAGGGAAAUAGAAAAAAGUGAUAAUGGAUGUCCUGAUCAAAAGUAUCAAGUUCAAUCUAGUGUUAAAAAUAUAUAUUUAAUGAAAGAAAAAAAAUGUUAUAUAUUCUUACAGGCAGAAAUUGGAAAGAAAAUAAAAUUGGAAAUAAUUUCUUAUACUUUAACAAUAAAAGCUUUUUGUAACGAAGAAAAUUCUAAUCAAAUAAAAUAUUUUAAAGAUAAAGGUAAUACUGGAUUGCUUCUUUGUGGAAUUCAUCAUUACAUAAAACUCAUAUCACAAAGUAAUUCUGUUCUUAUAGUAUACAGAGGACAAACAGACAGAGAUGCGUUAGGUGUGGGGUUUAUUGAAACAGAUGAAGAUAAGGAAACGACAUAA
Molecule: messenger RNA, 1251 nt
Organism: Strongyloides ratti
Lineage: Eukaryota; Metazoa; Nematoda; Chromadorea; Rhabditida; Strongyloididae
Product: Astacin-like metalloendopeptidase
Exons: 3
Coding region: 1-1251 (416 amino acids)
Biological process (GO): proteolysis
Molecular function (GO): zinc ion binding; metalloendopeptidase activity
Source: RefSeq, a predicted model, not a curated record